Molecule: messenger RNA, 1095 nt
Organism: Salvia miltiorrhiza (redroot sage)
Lineage: Eukaryota; Viridiplantae; Streptophyta; Magnoliopsida; Lamiales; Lamiaceae
Product: protein DCL homolog, chloroplastic-like
Exons: 3
Coding region: 130-723 (197 amino acids)
Biological process (GO): chloroplast organization; chloroplast rRNA processing
Cellular component (GO): chloroplast
Source: RefSeq, a predicted model, not a curated record
AGCUAGUCCGUUUUAGUUGGAUCAUAAAACUGUAAUUAUAUAAAAAACGGGAGGAGUUGGAAGUAAAUAUGAAGAGUUAUACUGCACUACUCUUUUUAGCACACAUUCGAUCGAAUUCUUUUGUAAUCAAUGGCUGCUCCGCUGCUCAGAGCUCUGCCUCUCCUCCGAGGCGUCCAGCGGAGCUAUCAUCUCUCUCUCAUUAGUGGGCCGACGCCUCGCCGCCCGCUUUGCACCUCCGCCUCUGAGUCUACCGGUGGCGACGGUGAUAACUCAUCCUCUUUGGCUCAAAUUUUUCAAUCAACCGACAUAAAAGACCGCCCUCAUUAUCCUAAAUGGGACGACCCGGAUUUCCGAAAAUGGAAAGUCAAAGAAGCAGAAAUAUUUGAAGAUAUCGAGCCCAUUGUUUGCUUCACCAAAGAAAUACUUCACUCGAAUAGGUAUAUGGAUGGAGAACGCCUCACCCCAAAAGAUGAGAAAAUUGUGAUCGAUAAGCUUCUUGUGCAUCAUCCUCAUUCUGAAGAUAAGAUUGGUUGCGGACUUGAUUCAAUUAUGGUUGACAGGCAUCCCCAAUUCACACGUUCAAGGUGCCUCUUUGUCGUAAGAACUGAUGGCGGAUGGAUCGACUUCUCCUACCAGAAGUGUCUCCGAGCCUACAUCCGCGACAAGUACCCCUCCUAUGCUGAAAGAUUCAUAAAAGAGUAUUUUAAACGCGGCAGCAGCUGAACCUUCUCAAACAAGUAAGUUAAUUUGAAAUGUUGAUAUGGGUCUUAAAACGUCGCCCUGUCCGCUUCUCGAAGGUGGGGCUAUAAUUUCUUUUCGACUACAGAGAGCUAAUAUCUGCAGUAAUGCAUAUUCUUGUGCUUUUUGGGUAGAAACUGAUGUUUUGAAGGGAAUGUUACAGUAGAUAUAAGUUGAUAGGCUUUGCAUGAUUACUUAGUUUGGGCCAAUCGAAAUUGGUUGAUACUACCGAUUUUCUCAAACAUUAAUGCAGAACUACUGUGUUGAAUCCAUUUUAGAGAGUAGAUUGUAAGUUCGUAUUAGUUGUUUGUGAUUACAAAACUAUCCUUUAUAAAAUUGACAAAUUUCUAAUGAAAA